Arvicanthis niloticus (Nile rat) is the source of this 8754-nucleotide messenger RNA. NCBI's taxonomy places the organism in Eukaryota, Metazoa, Chordata, Mammalia, Rodentia, Muridae. The record is from RefSeq and is a predicted model, not a curated record.
UUUUCUCUCGCCCUGCAUAGAGGUGUGGUUGCAAGCGGCAGAGAACUCCCCACCCCCUAGGACUUUCACCGAGGUGGCCUCUUCCUGGCUCCGGUCUGAAGACAGACUGUCUGGAGGAGUCCCCCAAGACCGUUCCAACUGGUGAUGAGCGCCUAAGGAAGGCUUCUGCAACUAUUAGGAUGCUUGUCUGCACUCGGGGCCACCCAACUGCCGAGGAGCUCCGGGUCCAGAGCUCCGCCCUCCCCCGGGACCAGUGCUGAGCGUGGGCGCUCACCUGUGCAUGCCUGUGAGCAGGUGUGUGCUGCCGAGGGACUCGGCUCGCAACCUGGGGGGACACUCGAGUGAAUUAUGGGUGCUGCAGAGGCUGGAGCAAGAUUAUGACCUAGCUCGGGGGCGGAGUGGAUUAUUUUGUGAGUGUUCUGGCUGCCAGCCAUUGCUCUGCUGAGGGGAAAAAAAACCCCCACAUCUUCACAUAGCAGUAAAAUCACCUGUAUUGCUGGGGAGUGGAAAGUUAUCCUCUGCCGAUUUCGUCUCCAAAAAUGGCUCACGCUGCUGCUUCUAUCAAGAAAGUUAGAGAGGCUGAACUGGAUGAAAAGGAAAAAAAUCUGGACAGAGAGAGAAAAAAACAACGGAAAAUCCCCAGGGAUCGAAUGGAACGGAAAAGAAAGUCUGACAGCAAUGCCAGCUUCCUCCGCGCUGCCAGAGCAGGCAACCUGGACAAAGUUGUGGAGUAUCUGAAAGGGGGCAUUGACAUCAACACCUGCAAUCAGAAUGGACUCAAUGCUCUCCAUCUGGCCGCUAAGGAAGGCCACGUGGGCCUCGUGCAGGAGCUGCUGGGGAGAGGCUCCUCCGUGGACUCUGCCACCAAGAAGGGAAAUACUGCUCUUCACAUUGCAUCAUUGGCCGGACAAGCAGAAGUUGUCAAAGUUCUAGUUAAGGAAGGAGCCAAUAUCAAUGCACAGUCACAGAAUGGCUUCACUCCUUUGUACAUGGCUGCCCAGGAGAAUCACAUUGAUGUUGUUAAAUAUUUGCUAGAAAAUGGAGCUAACCAGAGUACUGCUACAGAGGACGGCUUUACUCCUCUGGCUGUGGCACUCCAGCAGGGACACAACCAGGCGGUGGCCAUCCUCUUGGAGAAUGACACCAAAGGAAAGGUGAGGCUGCCGGCUUUGCACAUUGCGGCUCGGAAAGAUGACACCAAGUCUGCCGCCCUCCUGCUUCAGAAUGAUCACAAUGCUGAUGUACAAUCCAAGAUGAUGGUGAACAGGACAACCGAGAGUGGCUUCACCCCUUUGCACAUAGCUGCACACUACGGGAAUGUAAAUGUGGCAACUCUUCUUCUAAACCGGGGAGCAGCUGUGGACUUCACCGCCAGGAAUGGAAUCACUCCCCUGCAUGUGGCUUCCAAACGGGGAAACACCAACAUGGUGAAGCUCCUUCUGGAUCGAGGUGGUCAGAUCGAUGCCAAAACUAGGGACGGGCUGACACCACUUCACUGUGCUGCACGAAGUGGACAUGACCAAGUGGUGGAGCUGCUGCUGGAACGAGGUGCUCCCUUGCUGGCUAGGACCAAGAAUGGCCUGUCUCCGCUUCACAUGGCUGCACAGGGGGACCACGUGGAAUGUGUGAAGCACCUGCUACAGCACAAGGCACCUGUUGAUGAUGUCACCCUGGAUUACCUGACGGCUCUUCAUGUUGCUGCACACUGUGGGCACUACCGUGUAACCAAACUCCUGCUGGACAAGAGAGCCAACCCAAAUGCAAGAGCCCUGAAUGGUUUUACUCCACUGCACAUUGCCUGCAAGAAAAACCGCAUCAAAGUCAUGGAACUGCUCGUGAAAUAUGGGGCUUCAAUCCAAGCUAUAACAGAGUCUGGCCUCACACCAAUACAUGUGGCUGCCUUCAUGGGCCACUUGAACAUUGUCCUCCUUCUGCUGCAGAACGGAGCCUCUCCAGAUGUCACUAACAUUCGUGGAGAGACAGCACUUCACAUGGCGGCCCGGGCUGGGCAGGUGGAAGUAGUCCGAUGUCUCCUGAGGAACGGUGCUCUUGUGGAUGCCAGAGCCAGGGAGGAACAGACGCCUUUACACAUUGCCUCCAGACUGGGUAAGACAGAAAUUGUCCAGCUGCUUCUACAACAUAUGGCUCAUCCAGAUGCAGCCACUACAAAUGGGUACACACCACUCCACAUCUCUGCUCGGGAAGGACAGGUAGACGUGGCCUCUGUCCUGCUGGAAGCUGGAGCAGCACACUCCUUAGCAACCAAGAAGGGCUUCACUCCCCUGCACGUAGCAGCCAAGUAUGGAAGCCUGGAUGUGGCAAAACUUCUCUUACAACGCCGUGCAGCCGCAGACUCAGCAGGGAAGAAUGGCCUUACCCCGCUCCAUGUUGCUGCUCAUUAUGACAACCAGAAGGUGGCGCUGUUGCUGCUGGAGAAGGGUGCUUCCCCUCAUGCCACUGCCAAGAAUGGCUACACACCUUUACACAUUGCUGCCAAGAAGAAUCAGAUGCAGAUAGCUUCCACGCUACUGAACUAUGGAGCUGAGACGAACACUGUGACGAAGCAAGGCGUCACUCCACUGCAUCUGGCCUCACAAGAGGGGCACACAGACAUGGUCACCUUGCUUCUGGAAAAGGGAGCCAAUAUCCACAUGUCAACCAAGAGUGGACUCACAUCCUUACACCUUGCAGCCCAAGAAGACAAAGUGAAUGUUGCCGACAUUCUCACCAAACAUGGGGCUGAUCGGGAUGCCUACACAAAGCUUGGUUACACACCUUUAAUCGUGGCCUGUCACUACGGAAAUGUGAAAAUGGUCAACUUUCUUCUGAAACAGGGAGCAAAUGUCAAUGCGAAAACCAAGAAUGGCUACACACCUUUGCACCAAGCUGCCCAGCAGGGCCACACACACAUCAUUAAUGUCCUGCUCCAGCAUGGGGCCAAGCCUAAUGCCACCACUGCGAAUGGUAACACGGCCCUGGCGAUUGCUAAGCGGCUGGGCUACAUCUCCGUGGUUGAUACCCUGAAGGUUGUGACUGAAGAGGUCACCACCACUACCACGACUAUCACGGAAAAACAUAAGCUAAAUGUUCCUGAGACGAUGACGGAGGUUCUUGAUGUUUCUGAUGAAGAGGCUCUUAAGCAGUUUGGUGACCACUUUAUUGAUGGGGAAGCACUUAGCGAUUCAGGUGACGACACAGUGACAGGUGACGGGGGAGAAUACCUCAGGCCAGAAGAUCUCAAGGAGCUUGGGGAUGACUCGCUGCCGAGCAGUCAGUUCCUGGACGGCAUGAACUACCUUCGGUACAGUCUGGAGGGAGGAAGAUCUGACAGUACCAUUCCCAGCCUCCGGUCCUUCAGUUCCGACAGGUCUCACACUCUGAGCCAUGCAUCGUACCUGAGGGACAGCGCCAUGAUUGAUGACACGGUUGUGAUCCCCAGCCACCAGGUGUCAGCGCUAGCCAAGGAGGCAGAAAGGAAUUCUUAUCGUCUGAGCUGGGGCACUGAGAACUUAGACAACGUGGCUCUUUCUUCCAGUCCUAUUCAUUCAGGCCGCGCCUCUCCAUGUCUUGAUCGUGACAACAGCAGGAGGUGCCUGCCCAAGAGGCCGUGUUUUCUAGUCAGUUUUAUGGUGGAUGCCCGUGGUGGUGCCAUGCGAGGAUGCAGACACAAUGGACUCAGGGUCAUUAUCCCACCUCGGAAAUGCACAGCCCCAACUCGAGUCACCUGCCGCCUUGUGAAACGCCAUAGACUGGCAACAAUGCCACCCAUGGUGGAAGGAGAGGGCCUGGCCAGCCGCCUGAUUGAAGUGGGACCUUCUGGAGCUCAGUUCCUUGGUAAACUUCACCUGCCAACGGCUCCUCCCCCACUUAAUGAGGGAGAAAGUUUGGUCAGCCGCAUCCUUCAGCUGGGGCCUCCUGGAACCAAAUUCCUUGGGCCUGUGAUCGUGGAGAUCCCUCACUUCGCCGCUCUUCGAGGAAAAGAGAGGGAGCUGGUGGUCCUGCGCAGUGAGAAUGGAGACAGCUGGAAAGAGCAUUUCUGUGAAUACACUGAGGAUGAACUGAAUGAAAUCCUUAAUGGCAUGGAUGAAGUGCUGGACAGUCCAGAAGACCUGGAAAAGAAACGAAUCUGCCGCAUCAUCACUCGUGACUUCCCACAGUACUUUGCAGUGGUAUCUCGCAUCAAACAGGACAGCAACCUGAUUGGCCCAGAGGGUGGAGUACUGAGCAGCACUGUGGUGUCCCAGGUGCAAGCUGUCUUUCCAGAGGGGGCACUCACCAAGCGCAUCCGUGUAGGCCUACAGGCUCAACCUAUGCAUAGCGAGUUGGUGAAGAAGAUCCUAGGCAACAAAGCAACCUUCAGCCCAAUAGUCACUUUGGAACCCAGGAGAAGAAAAUUCCACAAGCCGAUCACUAUGACAAUUCCUGUCCCCAAAGCUUCAAGUGAUGUCAUGCUAAAUGGUUUUGGGGGAGACGCACCAACCUUAAGAUUACUGUGCAGCAUAACAGGUGGAACUACCCCUGCCCAGUGGGAAGACAUCACAGGAACCACGCCACUAACAUUUGUCAAUGAGUGUGUUUCCUUUACAACCAACGUGUCCGCCAGGUUCUGGCUGAUAGACUGUCGACAGAUUCAGGAGUCUGUUGCCUUUGCAUCACAAGUGUAUAGAGAAAUUAUCUGUGUACCAUAUAUGGCCAAAUUUGUAGUGUUUGCCAAGUCACAUGACCCCAUUGAAGCCAGGUUGCGGUGUUUCUGUAUGACAGAUGACAAAGUAGAUAAAACCCUUGAACAACAAGAAAACUUCUCUGAGGUGGCCAGAAGCAGGGAUGUGGAGGUAUUAGAAGGAAAACCUAUUUAUGUUGAUUGUUUCGGCAACCUGGUACCACUAACCAAGAGUGGCCAACACCAUAUAUUCAGUUUUUUUGCAUUCAAAGAAAACAGACUUCCUCUCUUUGUCAAGGUACGUGACACAACCCAGGAACCUUGCGGGAGACUCUCAUUUAUGAAGGAACCCAAAUCCACAAGAGGACUGGUGCAUCAAGCUAUUUGCAACUUAAACAUCACCCUGCCGAUUUAUGCCAAGGAAUCGGAGUCAGAUCAAGAGCAGGAGGAAGAGAUCGGUAUGACAUCAGAGAAAAAUCCCCAAGAUGAGCAGGAGCGGAUGGAAGAAAGGCUGGCUUAUAUUGCUGAUCACCUUGGCUUCAGCUGGACAGAACUAGCAAGAGAACUGGAUUUCACUGAGGAGCAAAUUCACCAAAUUCGAAUUGAGAACCCCAACUCCCUUCAAGAUCAGAGCCAUGCACUGCUCAAGUACUGGUUGGAGAGGGAUGGGAAGCAUGCCACAGAUACUAUCCUCAUCGAAUGCCUCACCAAGAUCAACAGGAUGGACAUUGUACAUCUCCUGGAGACCAACACAGAGCCCCUCCAGGAGCGCAUGGGCCGCAGCUAUGCAGAAAUAGAGCAGACCAUUACACUGGACCACAGUGAAGGGUUUUCAGUACUUCCAGAGGAGCUCUGUGUUGCCAAGGAAAAGAAGGAGCAAGAGGCUUCCAAAGAAAGCGAGUCUAGCGACCACCCACCCAUGGUCUCUGAAGAAGACAUAUCUGUUGGUUAUUCCACAUUUCAGGACUGCAUCCCCAAAACUGAAGGGGACAGCCCAGCAGCAGCACUGUCUCCCCAAAUGCACCAGGAGCCAGUUCCACAAGACUUCUCAGGGAAAAUGCAUGACCAGCAGGAAUACUAUGUAACAACGCCAGGGGCAGAAGUGGAAGACACUCAAAAGGCCACAGCUGUUCCUGACUCUCUCUGUAAGACUCCUGAGGACAUUAGUACCCCUCCUGAGGAAGCAAAGCCUUGCCUCCAGACUCCAGUGACUAGUGAACAUCCUUCUCCAAUUGUGCAAGAACCUGAGGAGGCUCCUGAGCCCAAAGAGGAGAGUUCUCCAAGGAAAACCAGCUUGGUCAUAGUGGAGUCAACAGACGACCAGCCUCAGUCUUUUGAAAGAUUGGAUGGUGAUGCUGCUUUUCAAAAGGGAGAUGAUAUGCCUGACAUACCCCCAGAGACAGUCACAGAGGAAGAAUAUGUUGAUGAGAAUGGACACACUGUGGUGAAGAAGGUUACCCGGAAAAUCAUUAGGCGGUACGUAUCCUCCGAUGGCACAGAGAAAGAGGAGAUUACCAUGCAGGGAAUGCCACAGGAGCCAGUCAACAUCGAGGAUGGGGACAGCUAUUCCAAAGUGAUAAAGCGUGUCGUAUUGAAGAGUGACACCCAGCAGUCAGAGGUGACUUUGUCUGAACCCAGCAUUUUGUCCAGUACCUCACAGUUUCAGGCCGAACCAGUAGAAGGCCGUAGAGUCAGCAAAGUUGUUAAAACAACAAUGGUACAUGGAGAACGGAUGGAGAAGAGCCUGGGGGACUCUAGUUUAGCCACUGACCUUCCUUCAGCCAAAGAUGACUUUGAAGAGGACAACAAUGAGUAAAACCAGGACACAGAGGAGGGCUGUGGUGAAGGACCAGCAGGGAAAACACAUCAACUUGGAGCACCUGGAGGACGUUCCCGGAGCACUGGACCAAGACGACCUCCAGCGAGAUCUCCAGCAACUCCUUCGGCAUUUCUGCAAGGAGAACACAAAGCAAGAGGCCAAAUGAGGAGCUGCCCAGUUCUCACCAGAAACCACAAACCCACUUAAUAUGCAACUUCCCAUUUCCACGCAGGAGUGACUGAAGUGACCUAGUUACUGGGAUCCCGUGACAUUUCCACUCUCAGCAAACACACAGCAUCAACUUUUACUUCUCUCUCCCCGCUCCUCUCUAACUAUAAGCUAAUUUGUGACCAAAGAUAGCAUCCUUCAUUCUGGAUGCUGUAUCCACUAUUUUGAGCAUCCGUGCUAACCUGGGAACUGGCACCUCCAUCGUUUGCUUCUGCUCAAGCUCCAUGAAAAUCCAUUAAUCAGAAGAACUUCACCUGCAGACUUCUUCAAGUGACAGGGGAAUCCUUCCGAGGACAUCUAUGUAUAAUGUAUAUAGCCGAAAUUCUCAGACGAACAACAGAGCAAAAUUCAAACCACUGCCUGUCAUAAUUACACUGGGCAUCAUGGAAUAAAAGCCUCUAAAUAUUGCUGAACAAUGGUUAAUUACGAUAUUGCUAACACAAUCGAAUGGUGAUACAGUUCUACAGAAGGAACACUUCAGACCUAGACACGUCCUUAGAACUUCUAGAGUAGCCAUUGCUCCUUAAGCCGUUGGGAUCAUAAUGUUGAAGAAGAAUCCCAAGGAGCGGUCUCUAGUACUGGUCAGCCAUAGCCAUUGGCUCUCAAACUGCGACCCUGAGGGAAGGGGGAAGGGCUCAGAGGCAAGCAGAAGGAAACAGUGAGGUAUUUUGGUGCUAGAAGCUUCAGGGGUGGUGUUCUAGCACCUUCAGGUGUUUUUGACUUUGGACAUGUUGGCAGGGUAUUUUAAAAGCUAUAACUACUGUAGUUUUCCAGUGUUCAUUGCUGCUUUAGCAAACCAUGCUGUCUUACUGGUGGUACUUUCUUCUGGCCACUGCACUGUAGAUAAUUCAUUGGAAGCAAGAUUUAUGCACCACACAAAAGGUUAAAUGCUGUCACCAUGUUGGAGUGGUUUCUUUUCUUUUUAUUCCCCACUUCCAAAUUUAUCUUUCCUCUAAUACCUGCAUGUAGCAUUACACACACACACACACACACACACACACACACACAAACACACACACCCCCCUUCCUAUCACACUAAUGGUUUUCACUCUGAGUUUCUACUUUCUAGCCAUGUCUGCUCUUCAGCUUGAAGAUGAGAUUGAGAAAUCCUUGGAAAAUUUGGUUCUGAUUAUUUUUUUUUUUUUUGGUUUAUUUAUUUAAAACCCAGACACCCUUGGGAACUGAAGUGCAUUUGUGUGACUUUCUGUUUGUUUCAGAGAAGGGACAAUGACAGUCUGAGUGAUCCCCAUACCCUAUGUCUAAUCCCUCUAGUGAUUGAAGCUGUGUAGCAUUUUAACAUAUAUAUAUAAAUAUAUUCACAAAUAUAUUCAUAUAAACAGAUACGUUUUGAAUCAGUUAUUUGUUAAAGAAAGUAUAUUCAAUGAAGAUGAAAUUAAAAAGAAAGAAAGAAAAUGGUCUACCCUCCAGAGAUUGCAAUUUUUCCAGUCCUAUCUGGCCUUUUCCUGUGUGCAGAACUGACCCAUUGCUGGGAAUGUCAGACACAAACACGACAAAUAGUAGCACUUCAUCUUUUUAAGUAACAUUGCCAAGAGAAGAAUUUACCUGGGAGAGAGGUUUUCCAUCAGACAAAUCUCCUGAGACCCCAGUACUAGCACUUUCUGGGGAUUGUAUAGAAACAAAGUAUUCUUUGGCAUCCAAACUGAGAGAGAGAGGCAGGUGGCAGCCCUUUUUGAGAUACAUGGUGGCCAUCUUGUCAGACCUUCUAACCCGGAGCUCAUGAAAAGCCUUUCUGUUGUGUUAUUUGCAGUGCAGAUGAUGUCUGUGUGGCAACUUAAUGGUUCUUCACUUUUUUUCUUCAAUUUUGAUUUUUUUUUUUUUGCUGUGUUAUCAAAAACUUGAAUACUGUGAGAAGAAGUGAAUUUUCAGUUGAUGAAUCAGCAUCUUGUUCCCAUGGUGAUAACACUAAUUGAAUAUAUCUAUGAGGGCAUGUAUUAGUUAUUGGAAAACAAUACAACACUAACAAUACAUAGCUGCAAUGUUGUACAAUGGCUGAUUUAACUAAAUAAAAUGUAUAAGUGUUAAGUGU